CCCACAUCCGCAGCUACGUUUUUAUCUGACCAGAAAAGAAGGAAGAGACCUGAUUGAGCAGACUUCAUUUAGUAAACCUAUGUGAGAUGUUAAGAUCUGGGAUUACUUAUCUGGACAAUGGAUUUGGAAGAGGCUUUUCAAGUGGUCGGAGAGUUCGGCCGACACCAGAAAGUGAUGGUGACCGUUUUGACACUGCUCCAGAUCUACAUGGCUUGCCAGUCCAUGCUAAUUGUGCUGGUGGGCGCCGUUCCAGAGUACCACACAGAGCCCGUCACGGACAGCAGCGGAGGUGAUGUAACGCAGUCCGUCACGUUUACGGAUGACGUGAACUCCAUCGUGACGGAGUGGUAUCUGGUGAACCAGCAGGCCUACAAAGUUAGUCUGGCGGGAUCUCUGUUCUUCGCCGGUGUGCUCGUCGGGAACGUGCUCUUUGGGCCACUCUCCGACAGGAUCGGGAGAAAACCCGUGUUCCUCACAGGCAUGUUUUUCGAGCUCCUCUUUGCCUACGGCAGCGCCCUGGCGCCCAGCUACGAGCUCUUUGCACUGUCCCGCUUGUUGGUGGGCAUGAUGAAUGGGGGCAUGGCUCUGGUCUGCUUCAUCCUCUCUCAGGAGUAUGUGGGGAAGUCCUACUGGGCCCUGACAGGAACGCUGACUAACAUGACAUUUGCCGUGGGCAUUGCGUUGUUCGCUCUGCUUGGUUACUACAUUAGGCAGUGGCGUAACCUAGCAACGGCAGUCAACUGUCCCGGCGUGCUGCUCUUCCUGUUCUGCAUCGUCCUGCCUGAGUCGCCACGCUGGCUAUACUCCAGGGGGCGCUCUUCGCAGGCCGAGCGUGUGCUGCAGGCUUUCGCGGUGCGGAAUGGCAAGGGCCGGGUCACGCUGAAGUUGCGUCGCGUGCUCAGCCCGGCUGGCCCUGACGCGUCCGGCCCGGGGCUCUUCCGGCUGGCCACUCACCCUGUGCUCCGCUGCAGGACUCUGGUCCUCAUGUUCGUCUGGUAUGCCUGCAGUCUAGUGUACUAUGGCCUGACGAUGAAUGCGAGUGCGGACAGGGGAAGUCGCUAUCUUAGUGUAGCCAUGUACGGUCUGGUGGAGCUGCCUGCCUACCCACUAUGCAUUUAUGUCAUCAACAAGCCCUGGUGCGGGAGACGGAGAUCUUUGUCUGCGUUUCUCAUCCUCUCGGGUCUCUUCUGUCUCUUCUCCAUCGCUGUUCCUAUGCAGUCUGGCACUGUGGGAAGUGGCAGUGUUCUUGCUCUGCUGGGGAAGUUGAUGGUCAGUGCUGCCUUCAACAUUGUCUACGUGUACACCUCAGAGCUGUACCCCACCAUCAUCAGGAAUGCAGGGCUUGGUGUGUGUUCCAUGUCCUGUAGGGUUGGAGGUAUUUUGGCCCCAUUUGUCCCCAGCAUGAAAGUGGUGCACGCAUCGAUGCCCUUCAUGGUCUUCUGUCUGAUCGGGGUAUCAGCCGGUGCCCUCGGCCUCCUCCUCCCCGAGACGCUCAACAGACCUGUUGCAGAGACGCUCGAGGAACUCUCUGCCCCUGCCUACCAGCAUAUGCUAGAGACACAGGUUCGUUUACUGGAGGAUGAGCCUUUGCCAAAACACAGAGGAUCUGAAAGUAAAUGAGCCGUGUGGGUGGCCUAACACACAAAUGCAGAGGCAGGGAUGACUGAAGCAAACCUGCUCCCAGACACGCCCGCAGACACAAAAAGGUAAAGAGGACUUCACUGUCACGUCUGAGUUGAUGCGUCCUACACACUAGAGCUCUGAAUAUAUGAGCACUGCAGCUUCUGAAAGAACCAGGACGAGGAUCUCAGCUCAACUGGAUACUAAAGAGCACACCACUCCUGUUCUAAGGAACCUGCUGGCUAGAGACCACAUCCCCAUGCUGAUGGAGUAGGAUGCUGGAGACCACGCCCCUCCCAUGCUGAGAGACUUAAUGACUAGAGACCAUCUGUUUUAUGAAACUUGCCAAACUAGCUGGCAGAAAUAAAGUGUCUGUGUGUGGGUUUCACUCUCUCUACUACAGCCUUGUCUCUGCUUUGCUUUGGCUCAGACCAGUAGCAGCUUCCACACAGCAGUGACUUGUGCCGUGUGUAACUGGCAGAACUAAUUUCCAUAAUUGGUUGUGUAUCAGUAUUCACGUUACAAUACGUGACACUACCAGGCCGUGUGUUACACGGGAUGUGCUUUUCCAGAAAUGUUACAGAAGAAGAAUUAUGUAAAUGCACAACUCUAUAUUGUUGCUUGUAGCAUUAAUGUUUCCUUAUCUUGGAGAAUGUUGUUACAAAAAUUAAAAUAAAACCAAAACAUAAAACUGU
This is a messenger RNA of Electrophorus electricus (electric eel), 2315 nucleotides long. It is a transcript of the gene slc22a15, whose product is annotated as solute carrier family 22 member 15. Gene Ontology annotation, cellular component: membrane. Lineage: Eukaryota; Metazoa; Chordata; Actinopteri; Gymnotiformes; Gymnotidae. Gene Ontology annotation, molecular function: transmembrane transporter activity. The record is from RefSeq and is a predicted model, not a curated record. Gene Ontology annotation, biological process: transmembrane transport.